Dufourea novaeangliae is the source of this 4117-nucleotide messenger RNA. It is a transcript of the gene Fancd2, whose product is annotated as Fanconi anemia group D2 protein homolog. Gene Ontology annotation, molecular function: DNA polymerase binding. Bases 74 to 4117 code for a protein of 1347 amino acids. Gene Ontology annotation, biological process: homologous chromosome pairing at meiosis; double-strand break repair involved in meiotic recombination; mitotic intra-S DNA damage checkpoint signaling. NCBI's taxonomy places the organism in Eukaryota, Metazoa, Arthropoda, Insecta, Hymenoptera, Halictidae. The record is from RefSeq and is a predicted model, not a curated record. The transcript is spliced from 16 exons. Gene Ontology annotation, cellular component: nucleus; condensed chromosome.
CGAAAAAGCAUUCUUUGCUUGAUUCUUUGGAAUGUUUGUAAUCGUCUGAGAGAAUACUUACUGUCAAUUAAUUAUGGAUAAAAGAAAAUUUAAAUUUAGAGGUGGUUUGCAUAAGAACAUAAUAAGAAGUCAGGUAUUAUCAGAUAGUGGAAGUUCUGAUACUAAAUCAUUGCAUGAAGAGACAUUAGUUAACAGAAAUACAUUGUUAAGCAGUAAUUCGUUUUCAAGUCAAUGUCAAGGUUUGGCUGAAUCUACAGUUAUAAAAAAGAGACGGGAGGACCCAAAUAUAACGGAAGAUAGGUCCAAAAAUAUUUAUCGUAAAAAUGCUUUACUCAAUUCAUCAGUUACAUCAAAGACAAAUUUUAAUACAGUUUCUACUGUGCACUGUAAAUUUGUGGAAUUCUUAAUAGAAUCUGGCAUUAAGUUAAACACAGAUGCUCCACACAUGCUUUGUAAUGAUAUUAUAAUAGUUCAACAGAAAAUGAAAACAUUAUUAACUUCAAAGAAGUAUAAAAAAGAAGAAUUAAUUAGUUUAAUGGAAAAGUAUUUUGAAAAUGAACAGAAUCUUGAAAAUGCUUUGUCUGAUAUGGAAAUAUUUAUUAAUAAUACAGUAUCGAAUGUAUUGCAUAGUUCUUCUCUGAUAAAAAUUUUACUGCAAAUAUCAGAGUUACAUCCAGAAAUAUAUAGUAGCCUUUUGAUCAAACUUAACGAGUCUAUACUUAUGGCUGAUUCUAUUGAGACAGUACCGUGGGCUCUGUCAUUGUUGCAACAGUUUCGUUUCUUGGAUGUUGUAACUACUUCUGAUGUUUUAACCAGAAAUUUAGAGCAGCUUUUGGAAACUUGUCCUAUGUGGUUCCAAAGUGAAUUGAUCUUAUAUCUACCUGAUAUUGUGAUUGAUAAACAGCAUCAAACUGUUGCAGAAAUUUUGGAUAAAGUAUUAGAUGAGAAUACAGAAUUGAUAACUUUAAUAUUAAAUUGUAUAAGUAAUUUGAACCUUACGAAAAAAUAUUUGGAUGAAUACAAAAAUAAAAUAUUAAAUUUAUUAAAAUCAAAUAUAAACCUAAAUGCUAUACCAGCUGUUGUAAAAUUUGUUUUAGAAGAUUGUUCGGAUACGGAAAUCUUUAAAAAAACAUUAACUGUGUUACGCAAUACUGACAUACAGCCUCUUGCUGGAGAAAAAGUUGAAGAGUGUUACCAAAAUCAAUUAAGUAUAAUCAAUACUUUGAAAAUGAACAUACUUCUUUCAAAAAAUACAGUGAAUACUGCACUUCUGUUUAUAAAAGAUAUUUCCAAAGAUCCAAAAUCAUUAGAUAUCAUUAUGUUACUUCUUAUAUUUUUAACAACAAAGACAAAAAAGAAGAAUGUUGAAAUUAUAUUUAAACAACAUAUACGAUCUGGUUUUUACAGAGCAAGUUUAUUAAAUUUAUUAUAUAAUGAUUACAAACAGGUUGUACAAGAAUUACAAUCAACAGUGUUGCAAUUGACAAGUAAUUUACUGAAAACAGAUGAACGUGUCUUUAUUGACUUUGCUAUUGAAUGGUUACGGCUACAGUUUAGAUGUUACAGGGAUAAUGUGUUCAAGCAACGUGAAAUAUUAGAAAGAAUUAUAUUCCUUAUGGGUGACAGUGAUCAGACAGUAAAGAAUGCUUUGGCAUUUCUCUGUAAAAUGGUAAUGACAGAAGAAGAGAGACAAUGUUUAGCGCCCCAUUGUAAUCAUCUUCGUAUUUUACUGGAAAAGUUAGAUAACUUGGGUUUAGAAGAAGUUGGAACAUUGAAUGAUUUAUUACAAAAUUUAUGUGUGAACUCCAGCUCUACAUCUGAUUCUCUACGAGAUGAUUUAUUCAUACUGUUACAAAAGCAGUUAUCUAGUUUUAAUCCGCAAACAAAAUGUAAAGGUGUUCUAGCAGCAGUUAUGGCAAUAAAACAUUUAAUGAAAACAGCUGAAACUUCUAAUGCCGCAUAUAAUUUAUUUAAAACUGUACUGAACAAUGUGAAGAAUUGUCCGAGGUCGAAAGCCCUAUUUUAUGAUCAGUUAACACGUAUUAUUUACCAGGCUCAAGAAAUUGAUGCAGACUUCAUACAAAAUUUGACAAGUUACAUCGAGGAAGAAUUUGUCAAUGCAAACAUGACUGAUAAAGACAAUUACAGCGGAGAAUUAAUUCCCAAGUUUGGAUUAAACAAAACAGAAGAUGAACCUCAAAACAGUGUUAUCACGUUUGAAAACAAAAAGUAUGGCGCAAUUGUAGCAAUUACGUUCAAACUUCUCAGAACAUGUUGUAUAAGACUUAGCGAAAAUGGAGAUUUAGACGCUAUAGACUCUCUUCUAGGCUGUGCAAUAUUAAUGCCAGAAAAUUUUGACAUAGCAGAAAAUUCAAUAAUAGAUUUAAUAAUAUGUUGUAUUAACUGGUUUCGAGAAGUAAUUAGUGGUUUUGUCACACAAAAAGAUUCUUUGUUACAAAAACAAAUAUUACAACGACUUGACAAUUUAAUUCAUUUGCAAAGAGAAUUAAGCAUAUUGUUUUCUUUAUGUGAUACCAAAUAUCAACCGGCUCCAUGUUACUUUCACUAUUUUCCGGUACCAUCUUUUAUAAGAAUCGAAAAGAAAAUUGCAGAAAAAGGUAAAAAGGGAAAGAAAAGAGCUGCAGAAAAAUCGAUUAGCUUUAGCGAAGAUGAAAACUGGGAAUUCGGUUCCCUAAUAUGUUCUAAAAACCCAAUGUAUUUUAGAAAAUUGGAUGCAAAGGUAGUUCAUCUUCUUGAUAUAAAAAUGGAAUUAAAUAAAACACAGCCUACAAAGCAUAACAUAUCUGUAAAACAAGUAUGUUUUAUUGUUAAAGAACUUCUGGGGAUGUUUGAAUAUGAAAAUAAUGAAAUUUUUGUAAAAGAUUUAAUUGAAGUACUACCCAAGAUUUGUUCAAAGUUACAAGAUAUUGUGGAUACUUUGAGAGAGGGAAGUGAGAAUCAAAAUAACAAAGCUGCUAAAUUAUUGUUAUCUCUUUUGACGAAAAUUUUUAAUUGGAAAGGAUUUGAAAGUGUUACUUAUAAUAUGUUAUUACGAGAGGGGUUGCGGACUUUAGCGAGUCAGGUAGAUGAAAGUAAUGAUGCAUUACGAUCUUGUAAAGGACUUGUUGCGGAAUCAUGCAAAUACUUUGAGUCAUUAUCUGACAUUGCCACGCAAAUAUCAUUAGCUAUUACAUUAAUUAAUAUGUGUCAAUCAUUAAUGAAACAUUCUGAGUCUUAUACUAAGGAAAGCAAAGGAAAAUAUGCAAAAAUGGCAUUUGGAUUUUUAUGCCUUCAGUGGCCAGAGGAUAAACAUUUUACUCCUCAAUACAAAAAGGCCGUGACUGGAUUAUUAAACAGUUGGAUUGAUAAUGAACCAUUACCACUGAAGACAAUUACUUCAGUUUUGGAAUGGUUACCAGAUGAAACUGCUAAGUUGGAGAAACCUCAAGACUGUUUAAGCCGAAUUCCUUCUAUAAAAAGGAGUAAUUUUCAUUCCUUCUAUAAGAAAAUAUUUGAUGGUCUGAUCAAUGGUAUGAAAAUAGCACUGCCAUUGGCUAGUAGAGAUUCUACAAGGAUAGAAUUAUGGGGUGAAAUUGCAUCUAAUGUUCAAAAGUUAGUUCAAAUAUCCAAAACUUUGACUACAAAAAAUAAUGUAUUAAUUUUUUUGAAAUAUAUGCCCAUACUAUUGAAAUAUUUUUUAAAUGUUGGAAUGCCAAUUCUUGAACACAAUUUGAAGUAUCAAAUAGAGGAAGUAACUAAAAUACUGAAAAUGAUGCAAGGAGGUACAAGAUAUUUACACACAAUAUGCUGUGAUAGUGCGGAAAAAAAAGAUCUUACAUUAACAAAAUAUGUUCCUGCAGCUAAGUCUGUACUCGAAAGGCUGCUUUACAGUGUAAAAGGAAUGUUAGUCCUUAAUAAUAGUCCUGCCGCUUUUUGGAUGGGGAAUCUAAUUAAUAAAAAUCUGGAAGGCCAAGAAAUUCUCUCACAGAACUUAUCUUCAGAAGAAAGUACUUUACCAAGCUCUGAUAAUAUUGAUGAAGUGAGUAACGACGUAUCGUCGGAUAUAUUAGAAAGUGAUUCAAAUGAUGAUCUUGCUAAUGAAGACGACAUAUCGUAA